Cylindrotheca closterium is the source of this 570-nucleotide messenger RNA. The record is from the annotation of a GenBank genome assembly. NCBI's taxonomy places the organism in Eukaryota, Bacillariophyta, Bacillariophyceae, Bacillariales, Bacillariaceae.
AUGGCAAGUGGAGCAACGGUGGGAGUAGAGAUUUGUAAGGUAGCUGCAACAACUUUGGUAGGACUGGAAACCCUGGGCAUAAUAGGAGGUGGAUGUGAAGUCAUGCGUUAUGCAUGGCCCAAGAUGAAGGUAACAUUCUCCAUCAGAGAAAAUGGGGAGACUGUUUCAACAGACUUGAAGGACCCACCAGUGGUGCUCUAUGGACCCCACCGUCAAUGGAAAGGGCUACUCGACACUCAUCCGGUAGAUCUUUUGGUGAUCGAGAAAGGCCACUACACUCGACCAAGUGGCAGCCCCAUUCGAGAACCAUGGGAGGACAUGGUGGAUUCCGUGCCUCCGAAACACAGACCAAAGGUUAUCAUUGAAUCCUGGCGCUCGGACCCAACUUUGUGGCAGUGCGGACCAACAAGCAAACCUACAACUACUAGAUGGAGAGAAGCUUGCUACAAUAUCAAUUGCCGUACUAUCAAGGCAACAGCAAUAGGAGGUGCCAUCACCCAAGAACGGCUACUGGUGGUUCGGACAAGAAUUGAUUGUCGGGCUCAAUGGACAUGGGACAGUUCAGAUUGA